UAGUAAAAAUAUAAUUUAUAUAUACAGCUAGGCUUUGAUAAGCAUCAUAUCUCUAUUUAGUUGUUUUACACAUUUCUUUUUUUGUAUUUAAGAAGAGGACACAUAAAACCAAAGAUGCGAAUAAAAAAUCUGUGACACAACUUAUAUAGGGGUGUCCCGCCGAUUAUAAUAAUUUUAAUACACUAAAUACAUAGAUAAUAGUCAUUAAAUCUGCGAUGUAUUUUUUUUAAUAGAUUUUAUUCUGAACACACUCUCACUCCUAUAAUAUAGACUAGAGAAAUUCCUUCUUUCUUAGUGACAGGUAUUUAUUAAUUUAUGAAUGUCUAAAGGCGUAAGUACUAACUUAAAACUAUCAAUAUUUACUCAAUGUGAAAAUGUAUUGUAAAUAUCGCAAUUUUUUGCUCACACCUAUAUAUAUUACCAAUUUAUGCAUGGACGUAGUAUGUAAAUAGGAUCGAAUAAUCGCGGUUGAAAAGUUAAGAGAUAACGUGAAGGAGAUGUAUCCUUUUCUAAUAGGGUGACGAUAAGUUUUUUAUAGGUAUAAAAUUUCUGAAUAAUGGACGAACUUCGUGCGUUUUUCAAUAAUCCUCCUACAAGUUCACAAAAAAUUAAACUACGAGGGCCGCUAACUGCAGGUCGUCGUAUUACUAAAAAUGAUACAAUAAAUGAGCUUAACCGUUCUGAAGACCAUCGUCACUCAGUACUUCCAAGGGGGACUGAUUACGCUAAAGAAGCUCAACAGAGAGAAGUUGAAAUUUAUUUGAAGAAUGAGAGGGAGCGGCUGAAUUUUGAGAGCAUUUCGGAAGGUUUAAAUUCAUUAGAGGAACUUUCAUCAUGGGCUUCAAGUAGGCCACAUUUAUUAGAUCUUAGCGAGGAAGUGAUGACCCAUGUGUACAACAAAUACACAUUUCAAAGGAAAGAAGAUACCAAGAAUCUCCCUAUAAAUGAACAUCAUGAUGAGAUCAUAAAAUACAUCAAAUCUUAUGGAGUAGUGAUAAUAGAAGGUCCCACUGGAUGUGGUAAAACAACACAAGUGCCUCAAUGGAUUCUGGAUGAUGCAUAUAACAACAGGCAAGCAUGUAAAAUUGUUGUCACCCAGCCAAGAAAAAUUGCAGCCAUAUCUAUAGCUAAGAGAGUCGCUCAAGAGAGGGGAUGGGAUGUGGGGGGGAUUGUUGGUUACCAGGUGGCUUUAGAGAACAAAACUUCAAAUGAUACUCGGAUCUCAUAUGUUACAACGGGAGUGUUACUUCAGAAAUUAGUAAAUGCAAAAAACAUGAAUGAGUACACGCAUAUAAUAUUGGAUGAAGUUCAUGAGCGAGGUCAAGAAAUGGACUUUCUACUGCUGGUGGUUAAGAAAUUUCUCUAUACAGUCUCGCCACGUGUUAAAGUCAUUCUAAUGUCUGCUACAUUUAAUGUACAAACAUUUGGUGAUUACUUUUCCUUGCCAUGUCCUACCACCAAGCAGCCUAUGUCAAUGUGUGUUAGAGUGCACUCGGGAAAAUCAAGAUAUACAACAAAAAUAUUUUAUUUAAAUCAGUUGAAUAAGUUUGGAUCUAUUCCGCAGCAGCAAGGCUCACCAGAGAUUACUCAAGACAUGAACCAUCUUGUUGUUAAACUUGUAAAUGCUUUUGAGAAUAUAGAUAAGAAGGAGGAGUUUGAAAAAGAUGACAUUUCUGAAGAGGACUUGCCAUCUAUACUAAUAUUUUUGCCCGGUAUUAAUGAAAUAGAAGAAUUGUACUCCUGUUUAACUGAUCGACAAGUAAGGAGGAAGCUAUGUGACAAUGAUUGCGCACAGCACGAGUGGUGGGUGCUGCCUCUACACUCGACAAUAACAGCUGACGAACAAGUGCGUGUGUUUCAGAGAGCUCCUCCAGGACAUCGGAAAAUUAUACUUGCUACAAAUAUCGCGGAGAGCUCCAUUACAGUUCCUGAUAUUAAAUAUGUGAUAGACUUCUGCCUGAUGAAAGUAUUAGUAGCGGACACCAGCACGAACUUCACGUCGUUACAAAUGAUGUGGGCGUCCAAAGCCAACUGCGAGCAGAGGGCCGGUCGUGCGGGCAGAGUGCGCGACGGGAGAGUGUAUAGACUCGUCACUGAUAGGUUUUAUGAAAGUUUACUGGAUGAGAGUCCACCAGAGAUGAGUCGUUGUCCCCUAGAACGUCUGGUGCUUCUCGCCAAGACGCUAGACAUGGGCCCGCCCGCGGAUAUUCUUGCGCUGGCCAUGGACCCACCAGAUAUGGCUAAUAUACAUCGCACUAUACUUGUGUUGAAAGAGGUAGGUGCGUUAAAGAAAAUGAUAGACGGAGAAUGGAGUAUAUCCGAUGGCGAGAUCACUCACUUGGGUCGUCUUAUGGCCACUCUACCGAUCGACAUUAGAAUGUCCAAACUCAUCAUGCUUGGAUACAUCUUUGGAUGUUUGGAUGAAAGUGUUAUUAUGGCUGCUGCAAUGUCUGUCAAAAACGUUUUCAGCAGUCCUUUCCGUGAACGCAUGAAUGCCUAUAACUCCAAGCUUACUUGGGCUGAUGGGUCGACGAGUGAUUGUAUCGCCUUUCUCAACGUUUACAAGGUAUGGAACCACCUCCGCCAACAACAGUACUUCAAACAAGCUGGCAACACCGAAGCGCAGUGGGCGCGCCGCUUCUACGUGCAAGUGCGUGCGAUGCGCGAGCUCGACGAUAUGGUGCGGGAGUUGAGGAACCGACUGUCCAGGGAAGGCAUGGAGUCGGCCAAUAACUCACCCUGGAGUAAGAACGAGUUGCCAAUUGUUUUGAAGGUGAUACUAGCGGGCGCGUUCUACCCGCAGUACUUCGUGCAAGUGGGCGGCGACGAGGGGCGCGAGCGCGACGCGGUGCGCACGCUGGGCGGGCUCGACCCGCGCACCUCCGUGUACCUGCGCGGCUUCCCCGACCACCAGCCGCCGGACGUGUACGCGGCCGCCAUACGAGCGGUGGUCAAGCAGCAUAUAGGCGAUGAGCCCAGGGUCACCUUCGACAAGAAUAGCCGAAAAGUAUAUCUAACGUUUGAUGGUGAUGUGGGCAUGCAACGUGACAAAAACAAAGGUGGAGAUCCAACAAUACCUGGUCAAGUGGUGUUGCCAGUUUAUAAAGCCAUAAAAGCUCGACAUUUACAAAUGUCCAUUAGGAUUCCAUUGCUGCCUCUGGAGAAAGCAAAUGCCUUGGCGGCUGCAGCAGAAGCAUUGAAGGCAGCACGAAAUGUAGAUCAAAUGGUGCCUCGUUUACCAGAAAUUGAUGAUACUUAUUUUCCUCUAAAGAUAUCCCAGCUCAUAAACGUCGGCCGUUUCUGGGUGCAAUACGAUGACGAAUCGACGGCCAAUGAGCUGCGUCACAUACAAAACACUCUGAACUGCAAACCGCUGGCGCCGCUCUCGGGGCCCGUCGUAGCGGACAUGCUGAUUGCGGCGCCGUAUACAGACGACACGGGCACUAUGCUGUACCGCGCGAGAGUUACCAAAGUGCUGCCCAGGGAUAUGCUUGAGGUGUUCUACAUAGACUACGGCAGCGCGGGGCGCGUGGCGGCGGGCAGCGCGCGCGCGCUGGCGGCGGGCGAGUGCGCGGCGCGCGCGCCGCUGGCCAUGCAGUGCGCGCUGGCGGAGCUGGCGCCGGCGCCGCUGCUGCACGCGCACGCGCACUGGCCGCCCGCCGCCGCCGCGCACUUCGCCGCGCUCGUGGCGCGCGGCCGACUCAUCGGCAAGGUGUAUUCAGUAACGCACGGUGUUGUAUCAAUAGAACUGAUGGGGGAAGGAGGCAAAAUAAACAUCAACAAGGAGCUGAUUGCUAAGGGAUUUGCUAUCAGUUGUGAAGAGAGUUAUGAUUCAAAGUUAAAUCACGACCUAAGGCAAACAGCAACAGAGCUCAAUAUGGCACAAAAGCGUGCGUUCAACAAGGAACAAGCGGAGUUAGCGUUCAACCAGACAUGUGAUAUUGGUCCACUCAGCUUCAAAGAGUGUAUUUCGGAUGUUUGCCUGAAAGGACCAACGAGUCCCCUGGAAAUAACGCUACAUAAUAUGAUGUACGCGAGCCGCGACAAGCAAGUGACUGUUGAAUGGAGUUCAGUCAAUUCGGUUUUGCUGGAUACUGAGCCACAGGAACUUUAUGAAAGAUUGCUAGUAGCGGGAGAAGUGGGCCACAACGAGAACAGCGGCAAGUUAACGUUGCGCCACACAACGCUAAUGCCAAACAUCCCCGGCCUGCCGGCUAUAUUGGCACUGCUCUUCUGUCCUGUAGCUGAAUUAAGACGUGACUCCGCUUGUACUCGCUACGUGAGCGUGCUGUGUGGCUUGGGGAGCGAGGAAGACGGUCAGCCAUACUUCCCUGAACACGACCUGCUGGUUAACAUCGAUGCGCAGCUCACCGUUGAGGAUAUUGGCCUGAUAAACCACAUACGCUAUUUAAUGGACUACACGAUGCACAUCAGUCGCAACGGCGAUGUGACGACCGACGACGCGGACUUCACACACAAUAUACCCAAGUUUAUACGCGACGAUCUCAUGAAGUUACUCCCAAAACGUCGCAAACACCGCGAGCCGGAAACCGUAGUGAACGCGUGGGAGUGGCGCUCGGUGCCCGAAGAGGAGUUCCUGGAGAUAUCCGUCCCGGACAUGGUUGAGAGGGCCGAGUUGUUCCCUCUGCAUGCGCCUCUGGAACUGGCGCCGUUGCCAAGGGAACGGCUGCUGGAACUCAAGAGGGAUAAUGAUGAGCUGAAACAGCUGGUCGCAAGGGCGACAUUAGCAUCUAACGCGCAGUUUGCGUGCAAGCUCUGCGGGACCGUGCAGAUGGCUGCGCAUGCGAUGCGCAUACAUCUCUUGUCCAACGGACACAAAGAAAAGGAAGAAGAUUUCAGGAUUGUGCAGGCUUAAACCGUUGCAUAUACUCUUAUUUUUACAGUACCUUAACCGUUGAAUAAGACAAAAGCUAUCAUGUGUAGUACGUAAUAAGAACUACAGACUAUAAAUAUUAUAAAAAACUGUCGGGUGUGAUAUUGUGACUAUUAAUGUGUUAAUUUUUCAGUGAAGUUGAAGUUUAAUAUAAUAAUCAUAAUAAGUGUUAAUAAAAAUUAAUUUGAUUUCAGAGUUCAGACAUUAUCUUUUGAAACACUGUUCGAGAAUACAUAUUUUUUGUAUGUAAGAUUAUAUAAACUCUAUUUUCCAUUACCGAAUUAAACCUUAUUUUAUAGUGCCUAGCGUUAAAUGUACAAUGUAGCGCAUUAAAGUAAACAUAAUACUUAAUAUCUUUAUGACAUAUUACGUACUAUGUAUUAUUAGGUAUUCUAUAGUUAUUAAGUUGUUAAUCAAAACCCCAUCGAGAUAGUGGUUUUCUGUUGAUUUUUUUAUAGAUUUUUAGUUUUGUAAGUUUUCCUGAAGAAAAUGUUCGUAAUUAGUUUAAUUAAAAUAAUUUUCAUUGCCUAGAAGUUUGAUAUUAGUUGACCUGAUUUCUUCUUAUUUAAGUGGUAUGAGAGAAUACAAUGAUUGUGUUACAUAACAAUAAUUUUACUAACAUAUAGUUUAAUUAUGACAAUAAGGAGUACUCAGUAUUUCUUUAGUUAUUCAUUGGACCUAAACAGAGUUCGAGAAAGUUCUCUCAAAUAUCAUCCGUUACAUCUGUAUGGCAAUUUGGUUAUGGUCCAAUUUAAUACUGUGAUUUGUUUCCCUUUUAAUUUACAUAGUUUGUAAGGAGAUACGUGAUGAUAUUGAUCUGUUAUGUUUAAGAAUGAGCAAGUGGCCAAAUAAAUGAUCAUUUUCUGGUA
Zerene cesonia (dogface butterfly) is the source of this 5763-nucleotide messenger RNA. It is a transcript of the gene spn-E, whose product is annotated as probable ATP-dependent RNA helicase spindle-E. The record is from RefSeq and is a predicted model, not a curated record. The transcript is spliced from 27 exons. Gene Ontology annotation, cellular component: intracellular anatomical structure. Gene Ontology annotation, molecular function: ATP binding; RNA binding. Lineage: Eukaryota; Metazoa; Arthropoda; Insecta; Lepidoptera; Pieridae. Bases 557 to 4876 code for a protein of 1439 amino acids.